This is a messenger RNA of Capsaspora owczarzaki ATCC 30864, 4105 nucleotides long. RefSeq lists its product as hypothetical. The transcript is spliced from 8 exons. The coding region runs from base 46 to 4062 and encodes 1338 amino acids. The record is from RefSeq and is a predicted model, not a curated record. Lineage: Eukaryota; Filasterea; Ministeriida; Capsasporidae.
UCUCGUUGUUUGCUCGCAGCAGUGAGUGAGGCAACCCUCACACAAAUGCGAAGGUCUGCAGCAGGCGAGGGCGGUGCUGGUGGAACUGCAUCGCCAUUCGCAGCAGUGACCUUCAUCCGGGCUCCCUCUUCUCGCUCUAGUAGCAGCACGAGCCGUUCUGGUGGCGCGGACGGGAGCGAUUCAGCUGGCGCGGUGCAGAGCAGCAUGCGCAGCUCCUUCACGCUCUUGCCCACCCAAGGCGCAGCUGGACUGCGGCAAGCACGCCGUCCAAUACUGCAGGAUCCGGCUCGCGAAGUCGCUGCGGCUGCAGCUGCAUCCGCCAGUACUGCGGCAGCUGGAACACCCGCGCAAAAUUUUGGCGGGAAACUGUUGGAGACCCUGUCACAGCCACAAAAGCCACAGCGAGCCAGCCGCGCGCGCAAACCUGCCCCGCGCCAAGUGCGGCCAGCGGUGCCGGAUGAGCAGCCCGCCGGGACUGGCAACCAGGAACCGAGUCGCAAGCGAGCAAGGUUGACGAAUGCAAACCAUUCGUCCACACAACCGGGCGCGCAUGCACCGCCAAACACCGCUGCUUCGACUGCUGGUGUCGGAGUCUGGCACACACAAGCAGCAAGCUCUGUGGAAGCCAUCCCGUGGAGUCAGUUUGCUGUCCCAAACCGCCGUGGCAACCAUUCUCAACCCAAACGUGUCCAGGAACACGCUUCCGCUUCGGAUCUCGAGGAUUCUCUCAAAGAAGUGGACUCGGGGCACUUCCUCGAUAGAAAUUUCGAUGAGGAUGACGAAGAUAACGACAUUGACUACCACCCGUCAGAGUCGGAGGACGAUCAAGAGUUGGACUUGACAGAUUGCCUCGAACCCGAGGAUCUCCUGGUAAUCCCUCAGCACGUGCGCUCCGGUCUCGCAUCUGCGACCUUGCUGGCGAAUAGUGGUGCUGCCCAGCAGCCGAUGGGGCAACCUGGUGCUGUCUUUGGCGGCCAGCUGCGCUCGGACCAAAUCCCCCGCACGCGACCUCCCAGUCCUUUGGCCAUUUCGGUUUACCCAGCCCACUAUCAAUACGGUGGCAACGCCGGCGAUACACGCGACGGCAUGGCGCCCACCAGCGAGCGACUGGCCGAGCUUUCCGCGCUGACCUCGUCCAAUCACCUGGUGCAAGACACAUUUGCCCUGUCAAGCAGCGGCCUCCUCCCUCCUGCGAGCCAUACCGAAGGUGGGGGCAUGCACAAUGAUAUGCUCGCCGUUCAGGAUGUCUCGUCGACCAACGUGGCAACCUACGAUGCGCAGCCUUCAAUGCUCAGCAAUCAAGCAUUUUCAGUCACUUCAAGCCAAGCCCUCCAUUCGUGGUUGGAAUUGAUGGGGCAGGAAGCACACAUGGGCCAGCGGACACGAUCUCAUCGCAAUCCCACGACAAAUUUAUUCGAGCUUGAAACUGCAGCCGUUGUCGACAGCACAACCAACCAUUCAGAUACGAACGGGGCAGAGGACACUGAUUACCGGCAGUUCCUAAGCUGUCUUGAUCGUGGGGAGCCAUUGGCGGAUGACGACGAUGACGAUGAUGAAGAUUUUGCCUCCAACUGGAUUAACUUGGAUCCUUUGAGCUUGAAUUUCCUCACUGGCGCUGACUCGUCGCUUCCGGUUUUAACAAAACCCCCUUCGUCCAACGAACCAUUGGUGCUCCCUGCGACCACUUUAAUGGACGACAUCUUUAGUAGUAGUAGUACUGGCCCGGCUGUUGUUCAACCGGCUCAACCUGCAUCCAUCGCCAUUCCCAGCAUGCAAAGGGUUGGCCCUCCUGCGCCGCCAGCUCAUGUGCUUCAGCCUCUCGUUGAACCCGCGCCCCAUGCACCAGCGCUCGUUUUUCAUACAGCUCCGGCCCCGACUGUGACAACCCCGGUCAAGGAAGUGAAAUUAGGUCGCAUGCGCGCGCAACCACGAAGCAUUCCUGCCUAUGUCAGCAUGUGGAAUGCUCAGACGUAUGUUGCGACUGGAAGCCAUGAGCAGUAUCUCGCAAUGCUUUCCCGCAUCCGGCAACAGUACCGGCAGCACGUGCAAAGCUUGAUUCAGUCGCUGAUUUUGUAUUCUUCCGACCCGGCGUUCCAAUCGGCGGCCGAGGCCGUGCGAGGCAUGCUCGCCCAAAUCAUUGAGCAAUCCCCCGAUCUCUUUGGCUAUCCUCGCAUCUGGGCGGUGCCCAUUUUGAAACGCUUACUGGUCUGGCCGCUGUGGCUGGACACGGAGGCUCUCGAUCCAAACAGUGCGGACAAUCCAUUCCGCGUGACAGGUCCCUCAACGGCGCGCCUGAACGUCCACGCCGGGCCUCAGCGCCGCGUUCUACUCAUUUCUGCGUUCGUCCUGGGGCACGUGCUGUUUUUCACGGAUUACUUGGAACGAUGGAUCAUGCCAUUGUGUGAUCUAGAUCCACGCCUUUCUGCUUUGACAGGAGAUCGCGCCUCAGGGGAUGAGGCCGACUCUGACGGCGAGGAUUCUCACCUUAACAGCGCGCGGCUAAAGUUCACUCUGGGCGAAGAUGUACUCCUAGCCAUGGGUGUGCUCCAGCUCUGUGAUCAAACCACGGCCAUUACAAAUCGCGCCGUCAACUGGCCGGCUGUCUCGUUUUACUUUGUCCCAGGCAAAACCCCUCGGCAAUUGCAGAUGCGGUUUAAAAACCGCCAAGCACGCGUCUUCCAUCACACUGCCAAGACGCCGAAUCCCAUUCAGCUGCUUGCCCAGAGCUCCAACGCAUGGUCCAAGUUAGUCUCGACCGUGAAUGGACUGAUUUCCCAGGCUCCCGAGCCAAUCUACCCGUCGGAAAGCAAGGCCAUGUCUGGGCUGAAGGACGCGCUGACGUACCGCUACUCGCUUGGGUAUAAACGCGCUUCUUCCGUGACGCCGGCCGACCCACAGCGAUCUGCUUCCGUCGCCCCGUCGCCGUGGCAUCUCGCUCCAGCGUCGUCUCAAUUCCAUGCCCAGGCACACGCAUUGCUGGCGCUCAGCUCCUGGGAACCAGCGAGCAGCAGCACUGCAGCCGCUCCUCCUGCCGCUCCUCGUGGACGACAAGCGAAUGGCCCUCCUGUCGCAAGCCAGCGCAAAAAGUCCCCUUCGUCCAAACCUCCCCGUGCCCCGAAAAACGCUGCCCCGCAGCCUGCUACUGCUUCCCACUUGGCGGCGGCGGCGUCGCCAGCAGCAGCGCCGCGCAAAUCGCUCCAGAAAGCCGCAUCGGCAUCGCCAGCUGUUGUCGUUGCUGCAGCGAGUUCUGUCGGCAUUCCUCCCGUCCCAGUCGUUCAAAGUCAACAAGAGUUUGAACACGCUCACCUGGAUGCGAGCAGCGAUGAAGAGGACAACGGCCACCCACGGCAGCGGACGCCCAUGGUCGAGACCGUGCGCGAGACAUAUGCAUUGCAGGACACUCCUGAGCGUGAAACUGGCGAGUCGGCGAGACUCCAACUCCAAGGCGGCAGUGCGGGGAUGCGCGUUGCUCGCUCGGCUCGAAAAUUAAAUGCAGAUGCAGCAGAUGAUUCGGUCGCAUCAGUAACCACCACCGCCACCACGGCCCAUUCUUUGUCACCGCCUCGCCCCUCGCCACCACGGACGAUGCGUUCGGUGCAACGGGUCGAUACAGCUCACACUCCUGCCUUGGCUGCUCUGUCCGAGCUUUCCACAGCAGCAUCUGCAUCAUUGACUGCCAACGAACUCCACCGCACUUCCCCGGCUGGGGCGAUGCAGGAAUCAACACCUCCAGCCCGCACGUCUCCCAGAUUGGCAGAUCGACAGUUGCGACGCGUGAAUCCGGCGGCAUUCACACCCAAGACAUCAUCGCCAAUGCCAUUGUCUUCCAGCGACACCUCCGUCAAGUCGCCCGCAGCAGCAGCAGCAGCAGCAGCAACAACUGUGCAGUGGUCGAAAGACGAGAGUCGUCAAAUUCUCAAGGCUGCACAAGAGUCGACAACCGGUCUCGGCACGGAGACUUGGCUGAGAUUGAUCAACGAGGGCAAGAUUGUCGGCAAGACCGUUCAGCAGAUUGAAGAGCACUUUUCGGUUUUGUGGAAGAAAAUCGUCAACCUGAACUGACCCAAUCUGCUUUCUGUAUUUUGUAAUAUUAGAAUUGGUUGUG